This is a messenger RNA of Lolium rigidum, 1842 nucleotides long. RefSeq lists its product as uncharacterized. The record is from RefSeq and is a predicted model, not a curated record. The transcript has a single exon. NCBI's taxonomy places the organism in Eukaryota, Viridiplantae, Streptophyta, Magnoliopsida, Poales, Poaceae. The coding region runs from base 1 to 1842 and encodes 613 amino acids.
AUGGCCAUGGUCAUGGAGAACCAGCAGCAGCCGGCCGUGGUGGUGGCGCCCCAGAUGCAGUUGAUCCCGCGCCCGCCCCCGCCCCCGCCCCUGCCUCCUCCGCCGACGGCGCCGGCGCAGGCCUACAAGCACCACUGCAGGGUGUGCAAGAAGGGGUUCAUGUGCGGGCGGGCGCUCGGCGGCCACAUGAGGGCGCACGGGAUCGCGGACGACGGGAUUAGCGCCGAGGACGACGACGGCACGUUGGAGUUGGACGACGAGGACGACGAUGGUGUCUCGGCGCCGUGCGGCGAACCCUCCUCCGAAGAUCACCAGGCGGGGAGCCCGUCCACGACGGCGAAACGAAUGUACGGCCUCCGCGCCAACCCUGGGCGGCUACGGAGCUGCCGGGUGUGCGAGAACUGCGGGAAGGAGUUCACGUCCUGGAAGUCGCUGCUCGACCACGGCAGGUGCGGCUUUGACGACGACGACCAAGACCUGGACGACGCCGCCGGCUCGUUGCGUUCCUCGUCGCCGCCGCGCGACCCGGCCGAGGACGGCGCCGAGGAGGACGACGAGGACCUCGCGCUGGCGUCCGGCUGGUCCAAGGGGAAACGCUCGCGCCGCGCCAAGGUGGCGGCCGGCACCCUGUCGGAGCUGCAGCAGUCGGCCCCGUCCAGCGAGGAGGAGGACCUCGCCAAUUGCCUCGUCAUGCUCUCGUCGUCUCGCGUCGUCGCGCAGCCGCAGCCCGCCGCGGCCGUGGUCGACGCCGACCAGGAGUCGUGCGCGUCGGCCAGCAAGGACGACGAGAGGAACCGGCUCCUGCUGCCGCAGCCGAUCUCCAUCGUGGCCCCGCUCGCGGCGCAGAUGAGGUUCCCCGCGCCGCAGGUGGUGGUUGCGCAGCACGUUCCGGCCGUGCCGCGCGGCCUGUUCGAAUGCAAGGCGUGCAAGAAGGUGUUCACCUCGCACCAGGCUCUCGGCGGCCACCGCGCCAGCCACAAGAAAGUCAAGGGGUGCUUCGCCGCCAAGCUAGAGAGCAGCAGCCGCACUGAACCUCAGUCCACCGCCACUCCUCCUCCAUAUCCACCCGACAACAGCAAGCUGUCCUUGACCGCCAUCUUAGGAGAAACAUCCACUACAGAACCAAAGAACCCUUACCUCGAUGACAGUCACAUCAAUCACAUCGGCAAGACUGUGAACGUGGGCACCAGCGAGGUUGCCGCGGCCACACCAGCGCCGGAAAUGCCGGUCGCUGAUGCCGCGACGGGACCAUCCGCCUUCUCGCCGUUCAAGAAGAAGGGGAAGGUGCAUGAAUGCUCCAUCUGCCACCGCGUGUUCACGUCGGGGCAAGCGCUCGGCGGCCACAAGAGAUGCCACUGGCUCACCUCCAGCUCGGCGGAUCCGGCCAAGCUCCAGCCCGUUGUUCCAGAUCACCUCAUGGCCGCCAUGUGCCACCACCUCACCCUCGGCCGCCCGGUGUUCGACGCCGCCACCGAUCAGCGAAUCCUUGACCUCAACGUGCCAACAAAUCCGUCGGCCGAGGCGAUCGCCACAAGACAGGCCGCCGAGCUCAACGAGAUCCCGCUCUGCCUCAACGCGCCGGCGUCGAUGUACGUGCAUUCCUGGACAGGGCACAGCAACGCCAGCCACGUGAACAAAACUAGGACGAGCAGCCGCAACGAUGCGGCCGCUGGUGGCGGCGGUGGCGCGGCCACGGAGGACGAGGCCGACAGCACCAGUGCGAAGAAGGCCAAGAUUAGCGACCUCAAGGACAUGAAGGUGGCAGGGGAGUCACUGCCGUGGCUUCAGGUUGGCAUCGGAAUUUCAUCGUCCGAGAACAACGAGAAGAGUACUCAAGAGUGA